This is a messenger RNA of Notolabrus celidotus (New Zealand spotty), 2548 nucleotides long. It is a transcript of the gene gtpbp4, whose product is annotated as GTP binding protein 4. Gene Ontology annotation, biological process: ribosomal large subunit biogenesis. Gene Ontology annotation, molecular function: RNA binding; GTP binding; GTPase activity. Gene Ontology annotation, cellular component: nucleolus. Lineage: Eukaryota; Metazoa; Chordata; Actinopteri; Labriformes; Labridae. The transcript has 17 exons. The record is from RefSeq and is a predicted model, not a curated record. Bases 46 to 1950 code for a protein of 634 amino acids.
UCUCCUUUCCCGAGUCGUCUGACGACCACAACGUGUGUCGACAAAAUGGCUCUUUACAACUUUAAGAAGAUUAUGGUGGUUCCCACCGCGAAGGAUUUCAUCGACAUCACUUUAUCCAAAACACAAAGGAAGACUCCCACCGUGGUUCACAAGCAUUACCAGAUCCACAGAAUCCGCCAUUUUUACAUGCGCAAGGUGAAGUUCACCCAGCAGAACUACCACGACCGCCUCACUCAGAUCCUCACCGACUUCCCCAAGCUGGACGACAUCCAUCCGUUCUACGCUGACCUGAUGAACGUUCUGUACGACAAAGAUCAUUAUAAGCUGGCUUUGGGGCAGAUCAACAUCGCCAAGAACUUGAUCGAUAAUGUGGCCAAAGACUACGUGAGACUGAUGAAGUAUGGAGAUUCUCUGUAUCGGUGUAAACAGCUGAAGAGAGCCGCUCUGGGUCGGAUGUGCACCAUCCUGAAACGACAGAAGUCCAGUCUGGAGUAUCUGGAACAAGUUCGUCAGCAUCUCUCCCGUUUGCCGUCCAUCGACCCCAACACCAGGACCCUGCUUCUGUGUGGGUACCCCAACGUCGGCAAGUCCAGUUUCAUCAACAAGGUGACCAGAGCAGAUGUGGAUGUCCAGCCCUACGCUUUCACCACCAAGUCUCUGUUUGUGGGUCACAUGGACUACAGAUACCUGCGCUGGCAGGUGGUUGACACUCCGGGGAUCCUGGACCACCCUCUGGAGGAGAGGAACACCAUCGAGAUGCAGGCCAUCACGGCUCUGGCUCACCUGCGCGCGGCCAUCCUCUACGUCAUGGAUGUGUCCGAGCAGUGCGGUCACACCAUGCAGGAGCAGCUGGAGCUCUUCAACAGCAUCCGGCCGCUGUUCGCCAACAAGCCUCUCAUCAUCGUUGCCAACAAAUGCGACGUGAAGAAGAUCACCGAGCUGUCCGAGGAGAACCAGAAAAUCUUUGCAGACCUCACCACUGAGGGAAUCUCUGUGAUCGAGACCAGCACCCUGACCGAGGAGGGCGUCAUGCAAGUCAAAACUGAGGCCUGCGACCGCCUCCUCGCCGAUCGCGUGGAGAACAAGAUGAAGGGCAAGAAGGUCCAUGAUGUCCUCAACCGGCUCCACCUGGCCAUGCCCGCCAAGAGAGAUGAGAAGGACAGACCGCCGUUCAUCCCAGAGGGAGCCAUGAUGCGCAAGAAGGCGAUGGAGGUGGACGCACCCAAACGAAAGCUGGAGAGAGAUCUGGAGAUGGAGCUUGGUGACGACUACAUUCUGGACCUGCAGAAAUACUGGGAUCUGAUGAACGCCGAGGAGAAGCACGAUAAGGUCCCAGAGGUGUGGGAGGGCCACAACAUCGCAGAUUACAUCGAUCCAGACAUCAUGAUGAAACUGGAGGAUCUGGAGAAGGAAGAGGAGCUGAAGGAGCGAGCCGGGGAGUACGACUCGGACGAUGAGAGCGAGGACGAAGAGAUGCAGGAGAUCCGCGUUCUGGCCAAACAGAUCCGGGAGAAGAAGCAGCUCCUGGUCGUCCAAUCCAAGGACAAGGACAUACACGGGCCUCGCAUGCCCAGAACCGCCACCAAGGUUGAAAGGAAGAAGCUGGAGAAGGAGAUGGGUUCUCUCGGUCUGGACAUGACUGACAAGGAUGAGAGCCACUACGCUCAACAAGCCCGGCGGUCCCGCAGCAUCACUCAGAAGCGUAAACGUGAAGUUUCAGUCACCCCCACCUCCAAAACCCGCAGCCAGAGCGCCUCCCGUCCACCUCGGGACCAGUCCGGAGUACGGGACCCAAAAAUGGCGAGAAAGGCAAAGAAGAUGAUGAAGAACUCCCAGAAAGACAUGAACCGUCUCGGCAAGAAGGGAGAGGCUGACCGACACGUGUUUGACCUCAAACCCAAACACCUGCUGGCCGGGAAGAGGAAGUCGGGCACCAAUGAUCGCAGAUAGAAACUGCUUUCUCUGGACUGAUGGACACACUGAUGGAAAGAGAGGAGAUUGUAUACUGGGCUAUGUUAUCUGCAUUUCCCUUACAGUAGAAACAUGAAUGGUCUUUUUACACCAAGGAACUCUGGUCAUCGUCAUCUCGGACAAAGGUUUUUUGGAGGUUAGGUCAGAAAAAAAGACUUAAAAAAAAAACCUCUGACUUUGUUCUCUGAAUUCAGAGAUAAAGUCUGAGUUUAAAAUCUAAAAGUCUUUUUUCUUUUUUAACUGGGCUAACUUAAAAAAAUGCUUUCAUGAGCCCUCGUCCUCUAAUGUACCUCUGUGGACGUAAAACAGCUGUGUGAUGGUUUGUGUCUUCUGUUUCUGCCUUUACCAGGAUCAAACUUGGACCAUGAUUAACAAACAGCCUGUCAAUGUGUUAUUUAAGCAUUUAUAUAAACUGCUACACACCUUUUUAAAUCUUGGUAUAAACAGUCUCUAUGUGGCUCCAGAAAUGUUGGGUUAACUUUGGAUAAAGUGAUGAUUAUGAUGAAUCCUUUACAAGACUCCCUUUGGGAAACAUCAUAAACCAGGGAGAGGAAUAAAUAAACACCUACUCAAUCAA